GCAAGUUUAUCGAGAAUUUGGAGACAAUGAGUUCCUUUCGGGUGAUGGUUUUGGCCGUCUACUAACCGAAAAUCUUUGCGAAUUUCCUUUGACUAGCUCCAUUUGCGAAGAGAUUCUAUACUUAGUAAGCGGUCCUGAUAGCAAUCAGCUAAUCCCGGCAAGACUAGGUGUCUACGUAGCAAACCUAUUAGCUGGAACAUCUGCGAGAAAUAUAGCUCAUUAUUCACAAAUGGUCCACAGCCAGCUAACGGCUUCAUUCGACCGCGGACUUCAGGAGAAUCUACGAUGGUAUGGACAGAGUUCACCACCUGUCUAUAAUAUAAAUAAUGUUUAUUGUGAUACCUACCUUUACUACUCUGACUAUGAUUGGACGGCAACGGCUCGCGAUGUUGAACAAUUUCUCAUACCAUCACUUCCUUGGACUUCUGUUAAAUCGACCAGAAACUUACAAAAAUUCAACCAUAUGGAUUUCUUAUGGGGUACCCGUGCACGAGAGGAGAUCUAUGAUCCAAUUGCAAACAUCAUAAACGCUGAUUUGAUAGCAUCGGAUCAAAUAUAUCUGAAACACUGA
This is a messenger RNA of Strongylus vulgaris, 571 nucleotides long. The record is from the annotation of a GenBank genome assembly. NCBI's taxonomy places the organism in Eukaryota, Metazoa, Nematoda, Chromadorea, Rhabditida, Strongylidae.